AACACCAAAUCACCGCUAUGAAAUAAAAUGGCGGCUUAUCCUAUCGCUACUGUAAAUAUGUUGAGUUGUUUUUCAAUUGUAACAUCGUUUUUGUUAAUAAAAUGCUUAGUAAAUAUAAAGUGAGGAUAAGUGAAGUGAAAAUUUACAUGAACUCUCUAUGUAUUUCGUUAUCAUUUGGAAUUAUGUAAGAACAAAGACGCAAAUCUAUGAUUUCUUCAAUGAAUCUUGCAACUAAUGAGUAUGAUAAUGGGAGACUCGCAUUUGUUGUUGUUUAUAACUAUUAUCUCAAUAAUUCAACAUUCUGUAGAUGCUGAAACUUAUGCGUGCCCACAAAAAUGUGAUUGCCUAGAGCAAUAUGUGGAUUGUUCUAAAAAGAAUUUCGCUUCUGUGCCAAAAAUUCCUAAGUGGGUGGAACAAUUGGAUCUCAGCUACAAUAGAUUGAAUGAAAAUGUAACUGGAGAAUUCAAAAAAUUGUUAGAUAUGAAAGUAUUGAAACUUGAUAAAAACUCAUUACAACAUAUACCUAGUAUUCUCCAACAUGAUCAAAUACAAGAAAUAAGUUUAAAUAGAAAUAAUAUUGGAUCCAUAGACAGAGGCCACUUUCCAGCUAAUUGUUCUCUAAGAACAUUGAAUUUAAACAGUAAUCAUAUUAAAAUUAUAGAAGAAGGAGCUUUAGACAAUCUGACAAACCUUGUUACAUUAAAAUUGAAUAGAAAUGAAAUAAAAUCACUUCCUAAUCACCUCUUUAUGUAUCAGUCAAAUCUAAAGACAUUAGAGCUCAAUCACAACAAACUGCAUACAAUUACGGGCUUACUAUUUCAAGGAUUAUCAAAUUUAACAACUCUUAAGCUGAAGUUUAAUAAUAUUGAUAAUAUAAUGGAUGGAGCCUUCUUUGGAUUUAUGUCUGUGAAUCAACUACAGUUAGAUCACAAUAAAAUAAAAAGUAUUUCUAAAGGAUGGAUGUAUGGUUUAGAGUCAUUAGUUACAUUAUCAUUAUCAAAUAACAUAAUAUCUGUUAUUGACUUAGGAAGUUGGGAAUUAUGUACAAAUUUAAAGGACCUCGAUUUGUCUCACAAUUACUUACUUGAAAUAGAAGGUUGCACUUUUCAGCAUUUGGAUAAUCUUCAAAUCCUCAAUUUGAGUUACAAUAAUAUCUCUUCAAUUCUUCAAGAAGCUUUUAGUCAUAUGUUUCUUUUACAAAGACUUUAUUUAAAUAACAAUAAAAUUUCCUGGACAGUUGAAGACAUGGCAGGACCAUUUUCUAAGUUACAUAAUUUAGUUAUUUUCAGUUUGGCUGCUAAUCAUAUAAAAUCUAUUAACUCACGAGCAUUUGAGGGGUUAACAAACCUGGUAGAAUUAGAUUUGAGAUGGAAUAAUAUAACAUCUAUUCAGCAGCAUGCAUUUGAUUCAAUGCCAAAACUCAAAAAGUUUCAUUUAAAUAGUUCGUUAUUAUUAUGUGAUUGCAACAUAUUGUGGUUGGUGAAAUGGAUAAGAGAGAAGGUUGAACAGAAAUAUAUUACUGCAACCUGUGCCUAUCCUUCUGAGGAAAGAGGGGUAUCAAUAUCCAAACUGAAAGAAGAUAGUUGUGGUGAUUCUCCAAAGCCAAGAGUAGUGGAACAUCCUAAAACACAUCUUGCCAUUAAAGGUCAUUCAGCCAAUUUAGUGUGUUCUGCAACAUCGAAUCCAUUUAAUAACAUGACAUUUUUAUGGAAAAAGAACAAUGGAAAUAUUAGCAAUCCUACAGUGUAUGAAAAUAUUACAAUGGCUAUGAGUGGUCAGCCACGUGCCACAUCUGUACUUAUUAUACCAAAUGUAACUCAUGCGGAUUCUGGCAAAUAUCAAUGCAUUGUGAGCAACAAUUUUGGUACUACAUACUCUUCAAAAGCGAAAGUGAACAUAGUUACUUUUCCUCGAUUCUUAAAGACACCUACUAAUGUAACAGUAAAAACUGGAGAGACUGUAACAUUAAACUGUGCUGCUACAGGGGAUCCGACUCCCGAAAUAUCUUGGAAAAAAGAUGGUGGGAAUGAUUUCCCUGCAGCAAGAGAGAGACGCAUGAAUGUGAUGCCAACUGACCACCUAUUCUUUAUUGUAAAUGCAAAAACCUCAGAUAUGGGUAUUUAUAGUUGUGCAGCUAAAAAUCCUGCUGGUACCAUAAUAGCUAAUGCUACAUUAUCAGUAUUGCAAGAACCAUCUUUUGUAAGAGUCAUGGAGAAUAAAGAAGUAACAAGUGGGGAUUCUGUAGUAUUACAAUGUAUGAUAUCUGGGUCACCAAAACCAGUAUUGAAGUGGUUAAAAGAUGGGACUCCAAUAACUCCCACAGACCGCCAUUAUCUGACAGCAGAUGAUCAGCUGUUGAUUAUCAUAGGUGCAGAAUCAAGUGAUGCAGGACGAUAUGAAUGUGAAAUCACUAAUGAGUUGGGAACUAAGAAAGACAUGACAGAAUUGAGAGUAUUGCCUCCAGUGGCCAUCAUGGUAAAUGAAGAAGAUAUGACUGGUAUUAUUAUUAUAACAGUUGUUUGCUGUGCAGUUGGUACAUCUAUUAUUUGGGUGGUUAUAAUAUACCACACAAGAAGACGCAUGGCCAGUACUGUGCGUUCAUUUCCCGCCGAAAGUAUAAAAAUGACUCAAGUAGUGCAUAGUGAUAGUGAAUCGCCUCAAAUGUUCCCAGACAAUAUAUCGGAGCACUCAUCAUGCAAAGAUAGUGGAACAGGUGAUUCAGCUAAACAAACGAGCUUUGAUGGUGUGCCUACAGAUAGAAGUGAUCAAGUGCAUUUUGAGACUGUUGUUUGCCGAAGUUAUUCUCCAGUGCCAGAAGCACACAAACUUCUUCCUUCAUCUUUUAAACCAUCUAUUCAAGUCUGUGUAAAUACAUCUGUAACACCAGCUACUUAUAGUUUUUCUAGUCACAGUGGUAAUAUUUAGGCUUAAUUAAAGAAAUAUUUCUGAUGAUAAUAGCAAAAAAAUAUUUUUACAUUGCAUUUUCACUAUUUACAUUUUGUUUACUUACCAGUACCUGGAUGAUAGAGACUUUGUGAAUAGAUGGUUUAAAAAUUAUUCUCAGUUAUGUUUCUAUACUCUAUUGUAUUUAAGUAUAUUUAUUUGCUUAUUUAUGAUUUAACAACCUGAUAAUUCAUGUGUGUAGUUAGUGAAAAAGCAUUGUCAUUAGGCAUCUAUUAAAUAUACUUGUUUGCUUAGUACAAAAUAGAACAAACUUGCCAGUAUUGGUUUUGAUGCAAAAGACUGAAUGUCAUUUAAGUGUAUGAACAUUGUUAUUUUCUUAUAGAUAAUAAACAUAAUUAUAAGGGAUGUUAUAUAUGGAAACACUUUUUUUUAUUCUUUGUUCAAUAUCCAUGCAAGUAUAAGAAGUCUUGAGAUUUUUAUUUUAAUAAAACUGUUUUGUUAUAAUAUAUAACAUUAAUACUUAAUUUAUUACUAAAUAUUAUUUACAGAUGGAACACUAUAAACAGUUUAAAUAAUUAAACAAUUUGCUUAUACUUAAUCCCUAAGGAACAAAAUGUAAAACUGAACAAUAAUUUAUAGACUCAAAAUUACUAUGUAUGUGUAUUAAUGUAGUGAUUAACAGUACUGCCUAGGAUAAGUAUUAGCUACUUAAACUUGUUCACAAUAAUACUGUAUGUAUACUUACCUAUACAUAUACUAUGGUCUACAUAUUUGUGUAUUUACUUUCUUGAGUCUAAAAUAUAUAAUUGUUUAUUUUUAUCAAGUAUUAUUAAAAAUUAUUCUACUUAUUCCAAUGCAGUGGACUAGAUUAUUUUGAUUAUUACUUACAUAAAUAUAUUUUAUUAAUACUUUUAUGUGUGUACACUUACAUUUUAGACACUGAUUGUAUUAAAUAUAGAUAAAUAAGUGUUAUUGUGAACAAGAAUAUUAUUUGUAGUAUAUUUUUGUGAGAACAUGUAUGGAGUGAGAUUAGAGAAUGAUGGGCACAAAUAAAGAAAAAAAAAUAUUUGAAGACAUUUUAAAAUUAUCUUGUUUUAUACACUUGUUUGUUACGUCAUAAAAUCAACAUCAAAUAUUUAAAAUAAUUUUGUAAGGAAGCUUUAUUAUAGAACACAGGUUCUUAAGUAAUGUAACCAAUGUUCUAAAUAGCCUGACAAUUGUAAACUGUUAAUAUAUUUGUUAUAGUCUUAAUACAACAUUGCAUCAGCAUUAUUAAGAUGCACCAAAAUAUAGAAUUCUUAGAUACUAGUUAUACCUAUAAUGUAGAGUACGGCUACAUGCUACAAAUAUGACAGGAAUGCAUUAACAGGCUGUUAUAGACUUGUGUUAACGAACCUAAACUCCAUCAUUAUUAUUUAUCCAAAGAAAUACCCUAUCUAAUUUAUUUAUUUGCCUAUACCUACCUUUAAUAUGGCAGCUAUGUAUAUUUCAUGUAGUUUCAUGGAUAGAAUAUUUCACUUAGGUAAUACGGUAAUUGUCGUCAGAUCUCUAAAUAAAUACGCGUAAUCCAAUGUGUCUUGUCUCGUAUUAAUUACAUACUUACUAUAAGCAUAUUUUGCAUGAAGUGAAGGUACUAAAAUUUUGCGGUUUUAUAAUGUUUAUACAAUGUAUAUAAGUAUACGUAACUAUUUAAACUUUAUUGAAUAAAGUUAUUAUUAAGAAUAAAAAAUUAAUUAUUUUUC
Molecule: messenger RNA, 4646 nt
Organism: Galleria mellonella (greater wax moth)
Lineage: Eukaryota; Metazoa; Arthropoda; Insecta; Lepidoptera; Pyralidae
Product: leucine-rich repeats and immunoglobulin-like domains protein 3
Exons: 1
Coding region: 235-2925 (896 amino acids)
Molecular function (GO): protein binding
Source: RefSeq, a predicted model, not a curated record